Nicotiana tabacum (common tobacco) is the source of this 1188-nucleotide messenger RNA. RefSeq lists its product as uncharacterized. Gene Ontology annotation, biological process: protein targeting to ER. Lineage: Eukaryota; Viridiplantae; Streptophyta; Magnoliopsida; Solanales; Solanaceae. The record is from RefSeq and is a predicted model, not a curated record. Gene Ontology annotation, cellular component: signal recognition particle receptor complex. Gene Ontology annotation, molecular function: GTP binding.
CUUUCUUCGAUACAUUCUGUCAUUUUGCUUUUUUUCUUGUUUCGACAUCAAAUCCAAAACUCUAAUUCUCUUUGAAUAGUUCGGCAAAAAUCUGUGCUCAUUUCGUAUUUGCAUUUCUCUGUAUUCUGAAUUUUGCAGGAAAGAUUCAAACUCAGUGAAGUGAGUUCAAAGUAAUGGAUAAGGAGAAAAUUGAGCAGUUGCAGAUUCAAAUGCAGCAGUGGUUAUAUGAAGUUGAAGAAUAUGUUCACCAUAUACCUCCUACUCAACUUUAUGCUGCAGUCGGGGUCGUCUUAUUUACCAUGAUUUUGUUUCUAAUAAUUUGCCUUUUUAAACGUACAACAUCUAAUACAAUUUUACUCACUGGACUGAGUGGAAGUGGCAAAACUUUCCUCUUCUACCAGCUUAGAGAUGGCUCAGCCCAUCAGGGUACUGUGACAUCGAUGGAACCAAAUGAAGACAGUUUUAUACUACACUCUGAGAGAGAAAAGAAGGGGAAAACAAGACCUGUUCAUAUUGUUGAUGUUCCAGGGCAUUCUCGUUUGCGUCCGAAACUAGAUGAGUUUUUGCCUCAAGCAGCUGGCAUUGUGUUUGUGGUGGAUUCAGUGGAAUUUUUACCAAAUAGCCGUACUGCUGCAGAGUACCUGUAUGAAAUAUUGACAAAAGCAACUGUGGUCAAGAAAAAGAUUCCAGUACUUCUCCUGUGCAACAAGGUUGAUAAAAUAACUGCACAUACAAAGGAGUUCAUAAGGAAACAGCUGGAGAAGGAAAUCGACAAGCUUCGUACAUCAAGAACUGCAGUAUCUGAGGCAGACAUUUCUAACGAGUUUACGCUUGGAGUAUCCGGAGAACCAUUUGGAUUUUCUCAGUGCUGUAACAAAGUAAUUGUUGCCGAAGCUUCUGGUUUGACUGGUGAAAUCUCUCAGUUGGAGCAGUUCAUCAGGGAGAAUGUGAAAACUUGACUACACAGUUAGUCAACGACUCGAAGUGCUUUCCUUUUACCCUUUUAUUUUCUUCCUCAUUAAUGAGUAUGGAGGAGGAAGAAAAAGACAGUUAGAUGGGAUGAUCAAGAUUAGAAUAGAAUUUGGAUAGUCUUAUUUUCUCUCUUUAUAAUUUGAUUCAUUCAAACUUUGUUAGUUUGUUAUGUCUUGAAAAACUUGUUAAUGGCAAAUGCCUAGCUAGCUUGGACUA